UUUUGCACAAAAACUAUUGUUUUUCUCAUUGUAUUCAUUGCCUUAAAAAACAAGUGAAAUACAAAUCUCUGGACAAAUAAUAUUCAACACAAUUAGAGCGAUGAUCACAUUGAGGACAGCGUUGAACGCCAACCAAACUCUAAGACAUCACUUCAUAAUCAGUUAUAACAAACAGAUCGUGAGUUCACUGUUGAACAGGGAUUUAGUGAACACCGAUCGGCCGGUGCUGGUGGACAGGUGUUGCGGAAAUGGCUUCCCUGUGGUGAUCAGCAAACGGUUUGGGCGCCGGUAUCGCAAAUGGCACCACUGGCCCAACGAUUUCCUACCAUUUUAUUGGGAACGUCAGCGACAACUGCCCGGACACUUGAGAACCGGUGAUGAGGUGCAGGACAUCGGCACGUGGGAUAAGAAGGCUCUCAUUCUGGACGCACAGUUCAGUGAGGAAUUGAAAAAUGCACCGGAAGUCGUGAGACGACAGUUCACUCUGGAGUUCGCCGAAAGAAAAGAAGUUGUGAAAUACCAAAAACACCACAUUAUGGAAGUCAUGCGAAGGCAUCCCAUGGACAAGACAUCCCCUGAAGCCAGAAUUACCGACUAUACGGUUAAGAUUCGCAACUUUUUGCACCACUUCCUCAAAGUUGAUCCAUGGGCGGCGAGAAUGAAGAUAAUCAGCAAUGGGUUGACAUUAAAGCGGAACAGAAUGUUGAAUGAGUUGUACUAUACGGACAGAGAGAGGUUUGAUUUCGUGACCAAAUCACUCAAAAUAACAUACAGUCCGCCGAAGUUGGGAGAGAUAUACCGAAAGCCCACACGUAAGGGCGAGUUGAGACGACUGGCCACUGAGUACUGCGACAAAAUCAAAACCGACAAACUGGAGGCCUAUCACCAGAAGCUGAUCCAAGAGCAACAGGAGUUCGAGAAGAAUAAGGAAUCUGUUGAGCAGUGGAUCAAAGACGAGGAAAAAUUUUUGGGUAUAUCUGUCUCACAAGUCAAACCAAACCCAUAG
Molecule: messenger RNA, 1006 nt
Organism: Oppiella nova
Lineage: Eukaryota; Metazoa; Arthropoda; Arachnida; Sarcoptiformes; Oppiidae
Source: the annotation of a GenBank genome assembly